AUGGGACACAAGAAAUUUGAGGACUACCACAUAACGAAGGAGCAUAUCAAUGAGUUGUUAAAUUCGCCAAACAUAAUUUAUGAAAAUCCGGACUUUUGGGACGACUUCAUCUUGAACGCGCAACCGUCUCGUACGGAGAGGCUUCUGUAUCGAAUAGAGUACAUGCGGGACGGGACAGCCAUAUACUAUAAGAGGACGCUGCGGGAUUUCAAGAAGCUCUUCUGCUGCUUCUAA
This is a messenger RNA of Plasmodium inui San Antonio 1, 234 nucleotides long. RefSeq lists its product as hypothetical. The transcript has 2 exons. Lineage: Eukaryota; Apicomplexa; Aconoidasida; Haemosporida; Plasmodiidae. The record is from RefSeq and is a predicted model, not a curated record. Bases 1 to 234 code for a protein of 77 amino acids.